UAUUUAUUUAACCCUCUUCACCCUUUUCUUCUCUUCUCUUCUCUUCUCUUUCCCAACACAAACUUAAAAAGAUUCUCCUCUCUCCGAUCCAUCACCCCAGCUUCUGCUUCUGCUUGCUUCCUGUGAAAUCAUCAUGGACGCUGCAGCAGCUGCAGCUCCAACGCCCGACGCUCCGCCGGAGGGAUCAGCAGCGCUGGUGCAGGCCGAGGGGUCGGCGGCACAGCCGGCGCCCAGCCGCUACGAGUCGCAGAAGCGGCGAGACUGGAAUACGUUCUUGCAGUACCUGCGGAACCACAAGCCGCCAUUGACGUUGGCGCGGUGCAGUGGCGCGCACGUGAUCGAGUUUCUCAAGUACCUCGACCAGUUCGGGAAGACUAAGGUGCAUAUUUCGGGGUGUCCUUAUUUCGGACACCCCAACCCUCCGGCUCCUUGUGCCUGCCCUCUCAAGCAGGCCUGGGGCAGCCUCGACGCCCUAAUUGGACGACUCAGGGCGGCCUUUGAAGAAAACGGAGGCCGUCCCGAGUCCAAUCCCUUCGCCACUCGGGCUGUCCGAAUUUACCUCAGAGAGGUAAGGGAAGCCCAGGCCAAAGCCCGUGGAAUUCCCUACGAGAAGAAGAAGCGCAAGAGAACCACAACCACUAUCUCUUCCACUGUCACCACCGCCACCGUUUCUACUGUAACCACUUCUACUUCUAAUAACCCUACUAACGGAGCAGGCGUUAGUCUACCUUCUGAUGUUCCUACUGCCACUACUCCUAAUGUUACUACUGCUACUACUUCCGUAUAGUAUAGUAUAAUUCUCAUCAUUUUUUUUUUCCAAUUUAUACUGCUAUUAUCUAUCUAUCUAAGGAGAUUUAUUAAUUCUGCUUCCGCCUUAUAUACAUAAAUAUAUUUAUUUAUGCUGAUUUCUCUAUACUUAAUAUAAAAGUUUAACCUCUAUCGAUUAAUACAUAUAUAGAUUAAUAUAUAGUGUUAACUAUAUGUCUGAUUAUGUGGUUGUAUUUAGUGUGGUGUUUCGAUACUAGGUUUCUGUCGUACGACGUGAAAUGUUUGAUCAUCAUUCUUGUGUUUCAUGAAAUGAGGUAGCGGACCGGUGGAGGCAUAGAUUGAAAUGAAUACGUUGUUUUGCUUGACACAAGAGUCCGAGGCCUUUCACUUUCGUGUUGAAUCCAUUCCUCGUUUUCUUAUGAUGAAGUUUACUGUUGGAGAGUGUGAGGGAGAGAAUCGUAUAUAUCCCUCUUUAUGGGGUUUUUCUUUGCAUUGUAUCUAUUUGUUUAUAUAUUCUCACUGGGUGGCGUAUAUUUCUA
Messenger RNA from Vigna radiata var. radiata (mung bean), 1307 nucleotides. Its product is annotated as protein LIGHT-DEPENDENT SHORT HYPOCOTYLS 5-like. The record is from RefSeq and is a predicted model, not a curated record. Gene Ontology annotation, biological process: response to light stimulus; mRNA transcription. NCBI's taxonomy places the organism in Eukaryota, Viridiplantae, Streptophyta, Magnoliopsida, Fabales, Fabaceae. The coding region runs from base 134 to 787 and encodes 217 amino acids. The transcript has a single exon. Gene Ontology annotation, cellular component: nucleus.